Messenger RNA from Saccoglossus kowalevskii, 4100 nucleotides. RefSeq names its product xanthine dehydrogenase/oxidase-like. Lineage: Eukaryota; Metazoa; Hemichordata; Enteropneusta; Harrimaniidae. Gene Ontology annotation, molecular function: oxidoreductase activity; FAD binding; iron ion binding. The record is from RefSeq and is a predicted model, not a curated record.
AUACGAACGCCGAUAGGAUAUAAGUCCUGGAGUUUGGAGUUUAGCCCUAUUCUGUCUGACAUUGAAGCUGCACCAUGGCCACUACAGAGUCUGUGCGGUCUAGCACUGACAUGAGUGACGAUUUUGUUGUAUACGUCAACGGUAAAAAGUUUACAGACAAGCAUGUAGACCCUGAAACAACUUUAUUAAACUACAUCAGGAGAAAGCUAAGAUUAACAGGAAGUAAAUUGUCUUGUGGUGAAGGAGGAUGUGGAGCUUGUACUGUGAUGCUGUCAAAAUAUGACCACGUGGACAAGAAGAUAUCACAUUAUGCUAUCAAUGCAUGUUAUACCCCUGUAUGCUCUGUACAUGGUAUGGCUAUCACCACAGUGGAAGGUGUUGGAUCAACAAAGACAAAGCUGCAUCCCGUACAGGAACGUCUUGCGAAAGCCCAUGGUCUGCAGUGUGGAUUUUGUUCACCUGGAAUGGUAAUGUCAAUGUACACGUUAUUACGGAACAAUGCCGACCCUACCAUCUCGGAUAUCGAAAAGUGUCUGAAAGGGAAUUUGUGUCGCUGCACUGGAUAUAGGUCAAUAUUGGACGGAUUCAAGACUUUCGCUCAGAAUGGUUGCUGUGGUUACCUCUCUGUCUGUAAUGCUGACCAGCAUAAUGAGACUCGCUUGAAUCUCUCAGUUGAUCUCAAAGAUUGUGAACCUUACGACCCUUCUCAAGAACUUAUAUUCCCACCGGCUUUGCAGACGAAGAAUUGGUUUCAAACACAAACAGUUCGGUUUGUUGGGGAAUCGGUUGACUGGAUUCGACCUACCACUUUAAAGGAACUACUCAAAUUGAAGACUGGGUUACCAACUGCUAAAUUGGUUGUGGGCAAUGCUGAAGUUGGAUUUGAACCAAGACCCAAGAAUAUAAAAACUACUUUGAUAUCAGCAACACACGUACCCGAGUUAAACCAGAUUGAUAUCACAGACUCUGGUAUCACAUUUGGUUCUUCUGUCACUAUGAGUCGUAUGUACGACGUUCUCAAAAGAAGAGUCGACGAAUUACCAAAGAGCAAGACAAAGAUAUAUAGAUCCCUAAUGGAAAUGUUGGAAAUGAUAGGCGACCAACAAUUGAGAAAUGUUGCGGGUAUUGGUAGCCAUAUAAUGAGUGCCAGUCCUUUAUCUGAUAUCAAUCCUAUGUUGAUGGCUGCUGACGUCACUCUUAUUGUUGCUUCUCACAAAGAUGGCGAACGAACCAUAAAUAUGGAUAAUACCUUCUUCACUGGGCCUAGGAGUACGUGUCUCAAGGAAGAUGAACUUUUAAUUAGUUUGACAAUAAGAUUUUCAACAAAGGACGAAUAUUUUAGUGGGUAUAAAGUGAACAAUCAAGUUCACCGUCGAGAUAGAGACGUUGCAAUGAUAAGUGCUGGUAUGAAUGUUUGUUUUGAAGACAACAGUGACGUCAUUCGGAUACUUACUCUCUGUUUUGCUGGAACUGGACCAACAGUGGUCAUGGCAACUGACAUGAUGGAGCAUAUUCAAGGAAGAAAAUGGGACGAGUGUCUUCUUAGAGAUGUUCAGCGCAUGCUGGUAGAGAAGCUGGAAAUGUCGAAAGAAGGCGGGUUUGUUGAGUAUCGAAAGAACCUAUUGCAGAGUUUCUUCUUUCAAUUUUAUUUAAACGUGCAGAAUGAACUAAGUCAACAACUGCCUGGCAUUGUUUUUCCGAUACCGUUAUCAUAUCAAACAACGUUGAAUUCAAUGGAAUUACCAGCUAAUAGCAGUACACAAGUAUUUCAGGGCGUACCUUGUGAACAGUCGGAUGAUGACCCUGUGGGACGACCAGUAAUGAAUGAAUCAAGUUUACAUUUAACCACUGGACAAGCAUUAUUUUUAGAUGACAUAAAACCCGAACAAGAUGAACUACAUUUUGCACUUGUCAUUAGUAAGCAAGCACAUGCCAAAAUACUUUCAAUUGACACAUCGGAAGCGAUCUCGCAGGAUGGUGUCCAUUCUUUUGUCGGGGCCGUUGAUGUUCCUGGCAACAACAGAUGGAGUUUGAUAAACCCUGAUAAUUUGGAGGAGGCUAUUUUUGCAACGGAAGAGGUUUUGUGUGUUGGUCAAAUUAUUGGGGGAAUCGUCGCAGAUACACCACAGCUGGCCCGUAAAGCAGCAAAUCUAGUUAAAGUCGAAUAUGGAGAGGUGGAACACAUUCUGACCAUCGAGGAGGCUAUCUGUAAGGAAUCGUAUAUGCAACCAUUCCGUCAUAUAGAAGAAGGUGAUGUAAACGCCGAAUUUGAAAAAUCGGAUUUCGUGGUGGAAGGCGAGGUUCGUGUUGGUGGCCAGUAUCAUUACUAUAUGGAGAACCAGUGUUGUAUAGCACAGCCAAAUGAGUGCAAUGAAAUGUUGAUGACUGUGUCAACACAGAACCUUUUUGGUGUACAGAUGCACGUGGCGGACGCCCUAGGUAUCCCAGCUCAUAAAGUUACGUGUAAAAUAAGGCGAGUUGGAGGGGCAUUUGGUGGUAAAGAUACUACAACCUCCACGAAUUUGGCUAUGGCAUGUGCUGUCGCUGCAAACAAGACUGGAAAACCAGUACGCCUAGUCCUUGGCAGGGACACGGACAUGCAAUGUACUGGAAUGAGACACCCAUUUUUGCUGAAGUUUAAAGUUGGUUUCAACAAAGACGGAAUGCUUAGAGCGCUUGAAAGUGAAUUGUUCGUGAAUGCGGGAUAUACUUGUAACUUGUCCGUUAUAAUAGUAGACGUUAUGAUGCAUCAAUUGCAUAAUGCCUAUAAGAUUCCAGUGUACAGUAUGACUGGUAAGGCUUGCAGGACAAAUGUCCAAUCCAACACAAUCAUGCGAGCAGCGGGGACUGUGCAACCAAUGGCAGGUAUUGAGACUAUUAUGGAUCUGGUAGCAGCAAAAUGCGGUAUUUCUCCCGAGAAGGUCCGCGCAAUGAAUUUGUAUAAAGUUGGUGACAGUGAUAAUUUUUAUCAAGAGCUACCUGAUGUUAUUAACUUAAAAAGAUGCUGGAACGAGUGCCUUCUGAAAAGUGAUUUCGACAGUAGACGUGAAACAAUUGAUCAUUUUAAUAGAACAAAUCGUUGGAAGAAACGCGGAUUAGCCAUUGUUCCUAUCCAGAGAAUGACGGGUAUAAUAGGGAUUGUUGCUAAUCAGGGCGCUGCAUUGGUGCAUAUAUAUCUGGAUGGUUCAGUGUUACUUACCCAUGGUGGUAUAGAGAUGGGUCAAGGGUUACAUACCAAGACAAUACAGAUUGCAAGUCGUGUUCUACGUAUACCCUCUGAACGUAUACAUAUCAAUGAGACAAGUACGGAUAAGGUACCGAACGCGACUAGUACUGGCGGGUCAGCAGGAACAGAUUUAUUCGGCACCGCAAUUAAGUUUGCAUGCGAGACUAUAAUGAAGCGGUUAGAACCGUUCAUGCUUGGAAAUCCUGAAGGAUCAUGGGAAGAUUGGGUCCAUGCAGCUUAUUCACACAGGGUCAGCUUAUCAGCAACUGGAUUCUACAAGUUCCCAGGCGAUAUAGGGUUCAACUGGGAAGAUCACCGCGCCAGUCGUUUGCAAUAUCACUUUAUGUACGGUGCGGGCUGCUGUGAAGUUGAAAUUGAUUGCCUGACCGGUGAACAUCAAAUGAGACGUGUUGAUAUUGUCAUGGACAUAGGACGAAGUUUAAAUCCAGCAUUGGACAUUGGACAGAUUGAAGGUGGUUUUAUCCAAGGUUAUGGAUUGUUUAUUAUGGAAGAAUUGCGAUAUUCACAAAAAGGCGAACUACUGACCAGGGGACCAGGAAUGUACCGAAUACCAUGGAUCAGUGAUAUACCAAGACAAUUCAAUGUGCAUUUGUUGGAAGGAUCUACGUGUCCUGGUGGUAUAUAUUCUGCCAAGGCAAUUGGAGAACCGCCAUGUUUACUUGGAGUAUCUGCACUGGUUGCCAUUAGAGAUGCUAUAUCUUCAGCCAGAUCAGAUGUUGGUCUCCAUGGCAACUUCUAUUUGAACUGUCCAGCGACAGCAGCGAGAAUAAGGCUAGCUUGCAGUGAUGAUUUUCCAAAAACAUCAAAAGAGGUAGCCGAUGAUUAUUUUGUAAGAGCAUAGAUGAAGGUUCAG